Molecule: messenger RNA, 3774 nt
Organism: Phragmites australis (common reed)
Lineage: Eukaryota; Viridiplantae; Streptophyta; Magnoliopsida; Poales; Poaceae
Product: ABC transporter B family member 19-like
Exons: 11
Coding region: 1-3774 (1257 amino acids)
Biological process (GO): transmembrane transport
Cellular component (GO): membrane
Molecular function (GO): ATP hydrolysis activity; ABC-type transporter activity; ATP binding
Source: RefSeq, a predicted model, not a curated record
AUGCCACUCAUCGAAGAAAAGGCUCACCCAAAUGAAUCAUCUGAACCCAACAUUGCGGAUGAGAAGAAAAGCACAUCACCGGAAACAGAGGUUGAGGACAAGCCGUUUCCGUUCUUUGGCCUGCUUUGCUACGCUGAUGCACUAGAUUGGCUGCUCAUGGUGUCGGGGACCAUGGGUUCCUUCGUGCAUGGCAUGGCGCCUUCAAUGUCGUAUUACAUACUCGGGAAAACUCUCGACGUGAUCGGGAGCAACAUAGGCAAUAAGGAGGCCAUAGUCCAUGAACUCUCUAAGUUAAUUCCGUAUAUGUGGUUCUUGGCAAUUGUUACCCUUCCUGGUGGAAUGAUUGAAAUUGCAUGUUGGAUGUAUACAAGCCAGAGGCAAAUGGCACGCAUGCGGAUGGCAUAUCUGAGAUCAGUGCUCAGUCAAGAUGUUGGAGCUUUCGACACUGACUUAACCACUGCAAACAUCAUAGCUGGAGCAACCAACCACAUGAGUGUCAUACAAGAUGCAAUUGGUGAAAAGGUAUCGAUUUUACUUUUAGAAUAUUUACUACAAGAUUCACUAAUCCGAACAGAAGCACUAAAGAUGGGUCACUUUCUGUCAAACUUCUCUACAUUCUUAGUCGCUAUCAUUGUUGCCUUCGCAUGCUGCUGGGAGGUUGGCAUGCUCUCUCUGCUAGUUGUUCCAAUGCUCCUCGUGGUUGGAGCAACAUAUGCGAAAACGAUGAUUGGCAUGUCCAUGACAAGAAUAUCUUUCGUCUCUGAAGCAACCACUGUUGUCGAACAGACUCUUUCGCAUAUCAAGACUGUCUUCUCAUUCGUUGGAGAAAAAUCGGCAAUCAAAUCCUUCAUCAAAUGCAUGGAUAACCAAUAUACGCUAAGCAAGAAAGAGGCGAUGGUAAAAGGUCUAGGUUUGGGAAUGUUACAGAUUGCAACUUUCUGUUCAUAUUCAUUGGUAAUCUGGGUUGGAGCAGCUGCUGUAACUAGAAGAAAAGCGAAAGCGGGUGAAACAAUUGCUGCUGUCAUUAAUGUCCUCUCUGGUGCAAUAUAUUUAUCAAAUGCAGCACCAGAUCUUCAGGCCUUCAGCCAAGCAGAAGCUGCUGGGGAAGAAGUAUUUAAGGUUAUCAAAAGAAAUCCAGCGAUAAGUUACGAAUCAAACGGAAAAAUCUUAGAAAAGGUAACUGGAGAUAUAGAAAUACAAGAGGUACAUUUCACGUAUCCAUCCCGUGAUGACAAGCUUGUUCUCCAAGGCUUCUCGCUGGCUAUACAGGCAGGCAAAGUUGUAGCUCUGGUGGGGAGCAGUGGAUGUGGGAAGAGCACAGUGAUUUCUCUAGUUCAAAGGUUCUAUGAUCCUAUAUCAGGUGCAAUUCUUAUUGACGGUCAAAAUAUUAAAGAUCUUGAUCUGAAGUCCCUGCGGAGAAAUAUAGGUUCAGUCUCUCAAGAACCAUCACUCUUUUCUGGUACUGUCAUGGAUAAUUUGAGAAUUGGCAAAAUGGAUGCAACUGAUGAAGAGAUAAUUGAAGCAGCAAAAACAGCUAAUGUGCACUCUUUUAUAUCCAAACUUCCAAACCAAUACUCAACCGAGGUAGGAGAAAGAGGUGUACAGUUAUCAGGGGGGCAGAAGCAAAGAAUAGCAAUUGCAAGGGCCAUUCUAAAAGAUCCACCAAUUCUUCUUCUUGACGAAGCGACAAGUGCACUUGAUUCUGAAUCAGAGAGGAUAGUUCAGGAAGCUCUUGACAGAGCUAUGCAAGGGAGGACAGUUAUCUUGAUUGCCCACAGAAUGUCAACAAUCAUAAAUGCAGACAAGAUUGUUAUUGUAGAGAAUGGAAGAGUAGCUCAAUCUGGAACACACAAAGAGUUGCUGGAUACAAGUGCAUUCUACUCAAGUGUUUGCAGUAUGCAAAAUCUAGACAAGGAUUCUGGCAAGAGCGACACAAGAUUUACUGGUCAGGUCAAACAAGAAAAAGAAGAGGAAGCAGAAGAUGGAGCAUACAACAAAGCAUAUUUCACUACAAGUGAACAAGAGAAAAAACUAGAACUGACCUUAGAGCAACCAAAGCAAGCGAUCAGAAAGAGAACAUCUGCUUUCUACAGAAUAUUCCUUGGGACUUUUAAACUGGUACCGGGGAAGGUUUUGAUAGGCUCCACAGCAGCAGCGGUCUCUGGGAUCUCAAGGCCUAUAUUUGCUUUCUACAUCAUGACAGUCGGCAUGGCAUACCUUGAACCUGACGCAAUGAGAAUAGUCAGCAAGUACUCGGUAACUUUGUUUCUCAUCGGGUUGCUGACAUGUUUCAGUAACAUCUUCCAGCACUAUAUAUAUGGCCUGGUUGGUGAAAGGGCAAUGAAUAACCUAAGGGAGGCCCUCUUUUCAGUCGUUCUUCGGAAUGAAAUGGGUUGGUUUGAACAACCCAAGAACAGCGUCGGCUUUCUAACCUCGAGCAUCAUCGGUGACACCUCCAUGAUUAAAACCAUCAUAUCUGAUCGAAUGUCUAUCAUUGUUCAAUGUAUCUCUUCAAUCUUGAUAGCCACAGGGUUGAGCACAGUAGUGAGCUGGAGGAUGAGUCUAGUUGCAUGGGCUUUGAUGCCAUGCCACUUCAUUGCUGGCCUUGUACAAGUCAGGUCAGCAAAAGGUUUUGCCACUGACUUCUCUACGUCUCACCGGAAGCUAAUCGCCCUUACCUCGGAGGCUGUUAGCAACAUUCGCACCGUGGCAUCUUUUGUUCAGGAAGAGGAAAUACUAAAGAGAGCAGAUUUAUCACUGCAAGAACCAAUGCGGACCAGCAGGAUAGAGAGCAUAAAGUAUGGCGCAAACCUAGCAACAUUCAAAGAUUGUGUACGAUCAUACCAGGCAUUUGCAAUGACAAUACCUUCCAUUACAGAGUUAUGGUCCUUGAUCCCUAUGGUCUUGUCAGCCAUCGCAGUAUUGGAUCCUGCACUUGACAUGCUCGACAGAGAAACACAGAUUGUGCCAGAUGAGCCAAAGGUGCACUCUCAAGACAGAUUUGCAGGUAAGGUUGAGUUUCAAGAAGUCAGUUUCAGCUAUCCCUCAAGGCCAGAAAUGAUCGUACUAAAUGGCUUCAAUCUAGCUAUUGAACCAGGACAAAGGGCCGCAUUGGUCGGCCCAAGUGGUUCAGGGAAAUCCACAGUGUUGGCUCUUCUGCUAAGAUUCUAUGACCCUUGCGAAGGACAAGUACUUGUUGACAGUAAGGACAUCAGAGACUACAAUCUGAGGUACCUGAGAAAGCAGAUCGGACUAGUUCAGCAAGAGCCAAUCUUGUUCAACUUGUCUAUAAGAGAGAACAUCAACUAUGGAAACGAAGGUGCAUCAGAAUCGGAAAUGAUCGAGGCUGCAAUGGAGGCAAACAUCCAUGAGUUCAUCAGUGGCCUGUCAAACGGGUAUGACACUCUGGUUGGGGAUAAAGGAAGCCAACUUUCUGGAGGCCAGAAGCAGAGGAUUGCGAUUGCAAGAACUAUACUGAAGAGGCCCGCCAUUCUGCUACUGGAUGAGGCAACAAGUGCUCUAGAUGGUGAAUCUGAGAGGGUAGUAAUGAGUUCCCUGGGCGCAAAAGAAUGGAAAAACAAAGGUGAGCUUUCAAGCAAGAUCACAAGUAUCACAAUUGCACAUAGACUGUCCACAGUCACCAGCGCAGAUUUGAUUGUCGUGAUGGAUGAAGGUAAGGUGGUCGAGAUGGGAAGCCAUGAAACAUUAAUCUCAUCAAGCAAUGGUGCUUACUCGAGACUGUACCAUAUGCAAAGCAAAGGAAUGCAUGACUAA